Erythranthe guttata (spotted monkey flower) is the source of this 672-nucleotide messenger RNA. RefSeq names its product putative cell wall protein. The record is from RefSeq and is a predicted model, not a curated record. NCBI's taxonomy places the organism in Eukaryota, Viridiplantae, Streptophyta, Magnoliopsida, Lamiales, Phrymaceae.
UAAAAAACCCUUCACACAUUUCCACUAUCACCAAGCAACUGAUCAUCAUCAAUCUCCGUAAUACAUUCUCCUUAUCUUUGCCUCCACAUUAAUCUAAGUCGAUAUGGCUUUCCAUAGCCGAGCAUUUCUCGGUUUUGUUGUCUUCUUGUCAAUCUAUCUAGUAGUACAUCAUGCUACCGUUGAAGCACGAAACAUCCCGGCCGAUGCCAAGCUGCAGCCCGAGUGGUUUGGACAUUUCGAUCGAUCAGUGUUGAUUCCAGGCAUCGGCCGAGUGAUGUUACCUCCAAAAGGGUCCCACUUCAACUUCAACUACGACCCCAUCACAGGUGCCCCAAAUGGAAACGGUGUUUCGAUCCCCGGAGUUGGUGGUGGUGAUCCGGCAGGGGGUGGAAGCCCCCGCAGCUAUGUUCCUGGCGGUGACGACACGCUUUUGCCCAACCCCGGAGUGGAAGUGCCAAACCCUAAUGGUGGCAGCAGGGUUCCUACACCAUCCGGCAAUUGAGUUUGCUUAGGUUUAAUUUUUCAAGUCAAAUAACAACUAUGGUGGAAAUUGUGUGCUUUCUUAAAUUUUCAGUCUUUGAGAUGCCAUUUUUAUGUUUCAGUAUCUGCUAUUCUAGUUGUACCUUGUUUGCUAUCAAUAAAGAAAAUCUAGCUUUUUUGCAACCUUUGAAU